AUGUCUGGCGGUCAGGAUGUAUUUGUCCCGUUGGCUACGGGGGCAAUCCCUCAAGCUGUCACAUCGAGAGGUGACCACCCCGUGCCAAAGAAAGGAAUCGAAAACGUCAACACGCCGAUCGAGACCAAUAAGUUCUACAGUGGCAUUUUCUUAGGGUCGCAGAGCAAUGCAACUUUCACUCACCCAUAUGCCGUGGCCUGGGCUAAAGGGUCUGGUACUGCGCAGAGCUAUGGAAUGGCGCUCUGGCACAACGAGGCCAACGUGGUUGCCAACGGACCAACAAAUGCGAACAUCCCCGGGAAUCCAAUUUCGUAUUAUAUCAACCCUAUUGGCAUUCAACAUCUCAUAUUAUCUGCCACAGAAUUGAAGGCUUCCACGGUGCUCACCGGAGAGAAUAUCCUACCGUUCUCUGCGGACGCCGUUUUGAAACCAGAUAGCGGGUCAAGCCAGCGGCUUACUGUUCCCCUCGUUCAAGGCAUGGGGUUCGUGACUGGUAUGUAUACGAACUUGCAGCCUCUGAUUCAGACUGGAGUCUUCUUUAGGCAAGUUGUUACAGCUGCCUCUCCAAGGGUCGGCAUCUUCAAGUAUAAGCUUACCCUCGAGGAUGGAAGUAGCUGGCUUCUCUAUGCUGUGCCACAAGAUGGCAAGGAUCCUAAUUUCCAGCUGGAGUCGAACACCAACCUUCGUGGUCCGGCCGGGUGGUCUGGUUUUGUCCAGGUCACUAAGAAUCCCGCUGGAGACUCUGGGGAAAAGUUGCUCGACGGGUCGGCUGGCGUUUUCGCGCUCGAAGCCGCCAUUUCGGGAACCGUAAGUGCCCGCACAGGCACUUAUCAGCUGUCGUGGGCCAAAUCAGGGACCAAGACACAGGACACCCCUCUGAUGAUGUACGCUCUACCUCAUCAUGUUGAAUCAUUCGACGCAACCACAAAGGGCCGUAUGACAAGCAUCAGUCUUCGAACAACUACCAAGGGAAAGGCGACUGCGGUCGUUGGAGAAACGUGGACUAUGGUCGAGCCAGAUCUUCCUACCGACAUGGGAUUCGCCCCAUGGUCCGCAUCGUCUGGCAAUGUCAACGGGAUCUCGACGGCGGCACAGAAGGUCAUCUUAGGAGUUGCACCUACAGAGCUCAACCAGAAUAUCGAUGCGCAGACCAACUUGAACAGCAUGUACUACAGCGGAAAGGCUCUGAGCAAAUUCGCAACUCUGGUCUACACGGUGAACAAGCUAGGCGGAAACCCUGACCUGGCUGCCUCAGCGUUGCAGAAUCUCAAAACCGCCUUUUCGAGAUUCAUCACCAAUAAACAACAAUUCCCGUUGGUGUAUGACACUGUCUGGAAGGGAGUUGUGUCUUCGGCAAGCUAUGGCGGGGAUUCGGGUGCCGAUUUCGGAAACACAUACUACAAUGACCAUCAUUUCCACUACGGCUACUUCAUCCAUGCCGCAGCUAUCAUAGGCUCACUGGAUCCAACUUGGCUGUCAAGCAGCAAGGACUGGGUCAACAUGCUGGUCCGCGAUGCCGGAAAUUCUGCAGCGAAUGAUCCUUACUUCCCCUUCUCGCGCGCAUUUGAUUGGUUCAAUGGACACUCGUGGGCUAAGGGACUAUUCGAGUCCUUCGAUGGCAAGGACCAAGAGUCCACCUCCGAGGACACCAUGUUCGCCUAUGCAAUCAAGAUGUGGGGAAAGACGAUUGGUGAUGCCAGCUUGGAAGCUCGAGGCAACCUGAUGCUUGGUAUCUUGAGGCGCAGCCUGCACAAUUACUUCCUUUUGGAGAGCGACAAUAAGAACCAGCCGGCUAACUUCAUCGCCAACAAGGUCACUGGUAUUCUUUUUGAGAACAAGGUAGAUCACACUACCUACUUCGGUGGCAACCUAGAAUAUAUUCAAGGAAUUCAUAUGUUGCCUCUUCUGCCAUCUUCUGGGUUCGUUCGAAGACAGAACUUCGUCCUUGAGGAGUGGAAUGCCCUUUUCGCAAGCAAUGCCACCACCCCUGCUUCAACGGUAACUGGUGGAUGGAAGGGUGUUUUGUAUGCCAACUUGGCUCUGGUCGACCCCACCACGUCCUGGAACUUUUUCGCCCAGUCCAACUUCGACUACAGUUGGAUUGAUGGUGGUGCCUCACGAACAUGGUAUCUGGCCUAUGCAGCUGGUAUGUUGAUGACCCUUUAG
Messenger RNA from Aspergillus homomorphus CBS 101889, 2166 nucleotides. RefSeq names its product glucan endo-1,3-beta-D-glucosidase. Bases 1 to 2166 code for a protein of 721 amino acids. Gene Ontology annotation, cellular component: cell surface. Gene Ontology annotation, molecular function: endo-1,3(4)-beta-glucanase activity; glucan endo-1,3-beta-D-glucosidase activity. The transcript is spliced from 4 exons. NCBI's taxonomy places the organism in Eukaryota, Fungi, Ascomycota, Eurotiomycetes, Eurotiales, Aspergillaceae. The record is from RefSeq and is a predicted model, not a curated record.